Maudiozyma saulgeensis is the source of this 1512-nucleotide messenger RNA. The record is from the annotation of a GenBank genome assembly. Lineage: Eukaryota; Fungi; Ascomycota; Saccharomycetes; Saccharomycetales; Saccharomycetaceae.
AUGUCGAGAAGACUAUUGCCAGGUAUUAGAUAUAUGUCAACAAAUUCAAUUAAGAGAACAAUGAAUGACAGACCAACACCUGAUGAAUUGUUAACAAAAAUCGCAUCGUAUGUUCAUAAUACAACAAUUGAUUCGAAAUUAGCAUUUACUACUGCAAAAUAUUGUUUAUUAGAUACAUUAGGUUGUGGAUUAGCAUCAUUAAAAUAUUCACAAGUUGAAAAAAUUAUUAAACCAAUUGUACCACAAUUAGGUAAAAUUGAAAAUGGGUGUCAAGUUCCUGGUACAAAUUAUAAAAUGGACCCAAUUAAUGGUGCUUUUGUUAUUGGUACUACGAUUAGAUGGUUAGAUUUUAAUGAUUGUUGGUUAGCUUCUGAAUGGGGUCAUCCAUCUGAUAAUUUAGGUGGAAUUCUUGCCGUAAUUGAUUUUAUUAAUAGAUCAAAUAUGGGUUCGACUAAACCAUUUUUAAUUAAAGAUUUACUAGAAGCAAUGAUUAAAGCUCAUGAAAUUCAAGGAAUUAUUGCAUUAGAUAAUUCUUUUAAUGGAGUUGGUUUAGAUCAUGUUAUCUUAGUUAAAUUAGCUACAACUGCUGUUGUAAGUAAAUUAAUUGGUCUUAAUGAAGAACAAACUGUAACAGCUUUAUCACACGCUUUUGUUGAUGGCCAUCCAUUAAGAACUUAUAGACAUUCUCCAAAUACUAAUUCGAGAAAAUCUUGGGCUGCUGGUGAUGCAACCUCAAGAGCUGUUAAGUUAGCUUAUUUAGUGAAAGAUGCACAGAUUGGUUGCAUUCCAAGUGUAUUAACUACUCCACGUUGGGGUCUUUAUGAUACUUUAUUUAAUGGUAAACCAUUUAAAUUUAAUCAACGUCAACAAUUUCAAUCUUAUGUCAUGGAAAAUAUUUUAUUUAAAAUUUCAUUCCCUGCAGAAUUUCAUGCACAAACUGCUGUUGAGGCUUCCAUUGAGGCUCAUAAAAAACUAAAUGAAUUAGGUAAAAACUUUAACGACAUUAAAAAAAUUAGAAUUAGAACUCAAGAUGCUGCAAUGAAUAUUAUUGAUAAAAAUGGUCCUUUAUAUAAUUACGCGGAUAGAGAUCAUUGCAUUCAAUAUAUGGUCGCUGUACCAUUGAUUCAUGGUAGACUUACUGCAGAUGAUUACACCGAUGAAAUUGCAAUUAAGAAUAAUGAUAUUGAUAAUUUAAGAUCAAAAAUGUAUUGUGUUCGUGAUGAUCAAUUUACUAAAGAUUAUUAUGAUCCUCAAAAGAGAUCAAUUGCAAAUGCUUUAUUGAUUGAAUUAAAUGAUGGUACUAUACUUGAUGAAAUUGUUGUUGAAUACCCAAUUGGACAUAAAUUUAGACGUGAAGAAGGUAUUCCUUUAUUAAUGUCAAAAUUUGAAAAUCAUAUUAAAGAAAGGUUUGGUGAUUCUGAACAAGCACAAAGAAUUCUUCAAUUAUCAUCAGAAAAUAAUUUUGAAGAUAUGCCUGUUCACAAAUAUAUAGAUGAAUAUAUAAUGAAAUGA